AUGGCCUUGUAUAUAAGACAAAAUGAUGUCCUGCCAUUUAUCAUUCCUCUUGCCACUACACUCUUAUACCGAUUCACCAUGCAGCUGAUUACCUUUCUCGGACUCGCCGCGGCUGUGGCCGUCGCCGAGCCCACCGUCUACUUCAUCCGCCACGGCGAGAAGCCUGCCGAUGACAGUAAUGGUUUGAGCGCCCAGGGCGUGCAGCGCGCCCAGUGCCUGCGUGGCGUUUUUGGCGCCAGCUCCGACUACCACAUUGGCCACAUCAUGGCCCAGACCCCCAAGUCCAGCGGCAAGCGCCAGCGUCCCCUGGACACGGUCAAGCCUCUCGCUGCGGACCUCGGCCUGAGCGUCGACAUCUCUUGCGACCGCGACGACCCCAAGUGCGUCAAGAAGGUUGUCAAGAACUACACGGGUAGCGGCAACAUUCUCAUCUGCUGGGAGCACAAGGCCCUCACUGACCUCGCCGAGGAGCUCGGCGCCGACAACGUCAGCGACUACCCGAGCGACCACUACGACCUUAUUUGGGUCGACCAACCCCCCUACAGCGAGAUCAACAGCGUCCAGACGGAGAACUGCCCGGGCAUCUAA
Cordyceps militaris CM01 is the source of this 588-nucleotide messenger RNA. RefSeq names its product phosphoglycerate mutase family protein, putative. Bases 1 to 588 code for a protein of 195 amino acids. The transcript is spliced from 3 exons. NCBI's taxonomy places the organism in Eukaryota, Fungi, Ascomycota, Sordariomycetes, Hypocreales, Cordycipitaceae. The record is from RefSeq and is a predicted model, not a curated record.